Fusarium coffeatum is the source of this 1380-nucleotide messenger RNA. RefSeq lists its product as uncharacterized. Gene Ontology annotation, biological process: proteasome-mediated ubiquitin-dependent protein catabolic process. The record is from RefSeq and is a predicted model, not a curated record. Lineage: Eukaryota; Fungi; Ascomycota; Sordariomycetes; Hypocreales; Nectriaceae. Bases 1 to 1380 code for a protein of 459 amino acids. Gene Ontology annotation, cellular component: proteasome regulatory particle, base subcomplex. Gene Ontology annotation, molecular function: ATP hydrolysis activity; proteasome-activating activity; ATP binding. The transcript has 4 exons.
AUGUCGACUCUCGAGGAGCUCGAUGAUCUCGACCGCCGAGACAAGGAGGAUAAGAAGAGAAAUGGCGACGACAAGAACCAGAAGAAGCCCACUGAUGGCGAUGCCGACAUGAAAGACGCCGAGGAAGAGGACGAUGAUAUUCUUGACGAAGAGAUCCUUGGACUCAGCACACAAGACAUCCAAACUCGCAAGCGUCUUCUUGAGAACGACUCUCGGAUUAUGAAGAGCGAGCUCUCCCGGUUAUCACAUGAGAAGGCUGCCAUGGGCGAGAAAAUCAAAGAAAACCUGGAUAAGAUUGCCAACAACCGACAACUCCCAUACCUCGUCGGAAAUGUUGUCGAACUGCUCGACCUCGACCCAACUGCCGAAUCCUCCGAAGAGGGUGCGAACAUUGACCUGGAUGCGACUCGAGUUGGAAAGUCAGCCGUUAUCAAGACAUCUACACGUCAAACGAUCUUCCUCCCUUUGAUCGGUCUCGUGGACGCCGACAAGCUAAAGCCCGGUGACCUCAUUGGAGUCAACAAGGACUCAUAUCUUAUUCUCGAUACCCUUCCAGCUGAAUAUGACAGCCGUGUCAAGGCCAUGGAAGUUGAUGAGAAGCCUACAGAACAAUACACUGAUGUUGGUGGAUUGGACAAACAGAUCGAAGAGUUGGUGGAAGCUAUCGUAUGGCCAAUGAAGGAGGCCGAGAGGUUCAAGAAGAUUGGCAUCAAAGCCCCCAAAGGUGCACUCAUGUAUGGCCCACCUGGUACUGGCAAGACACUCCUAGCACGAGCAUGUGCUGCCCAGACUGAUGCUACUUUCUUGAAGCUGGCAGGCCCUCAACUAGUCCAGAUGUUUAUUGGUGACGGUGCCAAGCUUGUCCGAGAUUGCUUUGCGCUGGCUAAAGAGAAGGCACCCGCUAUCAUCUUCAUCGACGAGUUAGAUGCCGUUGGUACCAAACGUUUCGACAGCGAGAAGAGCGGUGAUCGUGAGGUGCAACGAACCAUGCUGGAACUAUUGAACCAGCUCGAUGGAUUCGCUUCCGACGAUCGAAUCAAGGUGCUGGCUGCGACAAACCGUGUGGAUGUUCUCGACCCAGCCUUGCUCCGUUCUGGUCGACUCGAUCGCAAGAUUGAAUUUCCUCUUCCCAAUGAGGAGGCUCGUGCCCAGAUCAUGAAGAUCCAUUCACGCAAAAUGAGAGUUGACCCCGGGGUGAACUGGGGUGAACUGGCUCGAAGCACGGACGAGUUUGGAGGUGCAAUGUUGAAGGCUGUGUGUGUAGAGGCUGGUAUGAUUGCUUUGCGAUCAGGCAAGAACAAGAUUGGCCACGAGCACUAUGUUGAUGCUAUUGCUGAGGUGCAGGCCAAGAAGAAGGACACGGUCAACUUCUACGCUUAA